ACAGACGCUCACAUUCAUGGGGAUUUUCUGAGCCUUUCCUUUGAUACUAAUUCUGCCUCAUUUAUAAAACCUGCAAUCUAAUGGGUUGCCGUGGGUUCGGGCGUUCGGCCCUUCCAUUCUAUUAAUCAAAAGCAAUCGCCGACGACCCAUAAGGCCGGGCUCUCCCAAACCCCUUUCCCUCCGAUGCCCUGACAAUUUCUUCGCUUCAAUCUCUCUUUCAAAUCUCAAUUCUGUAGAAGAAAUUAUAUUUCCGUUUGGGAGAUUAUCAUGACGAAACCCAAGCUCGUAUUACGUCGUUCUCCGGAGGAACGCCGUCAGUUGCUAAAAGAGCACGCAUCAUGUAAAAGCAAACGUAUGGGGGAGGUCGUCGGAGGGGCUGCAGCGGAGGUAACGGCGGUUUGUUGCUGUUUCCCCUGUGCGUUUGUCGAUUUCAUGGUUUUGACGAUGUACAAGGUCCCGACGGGUCUGUGCAGGAACGCUAUUCGCCGGAGGCGCAGCAGAAUGAAUCAUCGCAAUGGCGCUGGUGGUGGUGAGAGAAGGAACAUCGACGAAGAGCUGGCGAUGCAUCCGGCGGUGACUGCGGCGGCGGAGAGGUUCGUUGCGCCGGAGGUGGACAGCGACGUGGCGGCGUUGGAGAAUGAAAUGUGGGAGAAGUUUUACGAGAGUGGGUUUUGGAGAAGUUCUUCAGGGAGAAUGGAGAUAGAUAAUGUAUUCAAUGACGGCAAAAACGCCGUCGUUUGAAAGGAAAAUGGAUACAGCCCUGCUCAUGCUUACAUGACAUGUACUAUACAAGUUUGUAAUGCAUUGAAUACAUAUUUAAAUUAAAUAAAAAACGACCAUUUUCCUCUA
Lactuca sativa (garden lettuce) is the source of this 849-nucleotide messenger RNA. RefSeq lists its product as uncharacterized. NCBI's taxonomy places the organism in Eukaryota, Viridiplantae, Streptophyta, Magnoliopsida, Asterales, Asteraceae. The record is from RefSeq and is a predicted model, not a curated record.